GCGGCGUCGUGGGUCUCCAGCAGCAGCGGCAGCAGCGGCGCCUCUGUCGGUGCGAUGGCUGCGCUCGCCGUGGGGAGAUAUCGGCCAGUGCUGUUGCACUAGACGCGAGUGCUGUGUGCAUGCACACGCGUGAGCACACACGCACACGCGUGAGCACACACAUGCACAGACUCUGAGAUCGCGACGACCGUGCAAGGAAAUCCGAGGAUGGAGGCAUCACUGAGCGAUGUGUCGGUGACACCGUUGCCUUCGAGACCGGCGUCAUUGCAACUUUGAUGCUGCUGCUGCUGCUGCUGGCGGUGAUGCCGAAGAUGAUGACGAGAAUGGCGAUGGCGAUGAUGAUGAUGAUGAGAGUCCUGGAUUCACCACUUACAACCGCCGCCGUCAAGGACCCCGCGAGUUGCGUCUCCCCGGGCGCUGGAGGCGCACGCUGGCCGGGCUCCCGGGCGUCUCUACCCCGACGGCCGCGGUAGCCUCCGCCCCGAGGUCUGUGAGCAGCACGCUCCACCACUCGCUCACUCGCCUGCGCGCUCGCUGAACACGCCCGCCGAGCGAGCCGCCGCCUGCCGCCUGCCUGCCGGACGCGAUGCUCCUGCUGCUGCUGCUGCCCAGCCUGGCCGCCGCGGUCGCUCUUCUCGCUGGCCGGGGCAGCCACGCGGCCGCCCCUCGCUCCUGCCCGGCUCCCUGCACGUGCGCGGGGGAGGUGGUGGACUGCAGUGGCCGAGCCAUCGCCUCCUUGCGGCCGGGCAGCGUCUCCUUGCCUCGCUACGCCAGCGUGCUCGACCUGAGCCACAACCUGCUGCACAAGCUGCAGCCUGGCUGGCUCUCGGGCUCGGCGGCUCUCAGCCGGCUCAGCGUGGCUCACUGCCGGCUCAACUUCAUAGCGCAGGGCGCGUUCAGCACGAUGGGGCAUCUGCAGCACCUGGACCUCUCCUCCAACCGGCUGGGCUCGCUGGAGGCGGACACGCUGGAGGGGCUGCCGGCGCUGGAGGUGCUGCUGCUCUACAACAACUCCAUCUCGCGGCUCCACGCGGCGGCCUUCGCGCCCAGCCCGCUGCUGCGCGCCGUCUACCUGAGCCACAACGCGCUGCUCCGCGUGCCCGCCGACACCCUGGCGUCCAUGCCGCGGCUCUCGCUCUUCGACGUUUCCUUCAACCGCGUCGCCUCCGUGCCCGUGCAGGAGCUCAACUCGCUGCCGGCUCCGCUGCGGGACGGGCUGCUCCUGCACGGCAACCCGCUCGAGUGCGAGUGCCAGCUCUACCUGCUGCUCGCCUCGUGGCGCAGGAGACGCUUCCGCUCGGUCACGGAGUUCGCGGACGGGGAGAUGCGCUGCGCCAGGCGGCCCAACGGCACGGCGCCCGCCCCGGCCGCCGUAGACCUCCUGCGAGCUCGCCCCGAGGAGCUGGGCUGCUCCCAGACCGGCGGCGGCGACGUUUUCCGCGCCUCCUACAGAGCCCACCUCACCGACGUGCUCACCGUCCCGUGCGACGUGCUGGUCGUGGGCCAGAGCGGCACCGAGUACGAGUGGCUCACGCCCUCCCGCACCCUCGACUCGGUCCGCAUCCUCCCGGGGGGAGCUCUAGAAAUCCGCGCCCUGGAGCCCGACAAGCUGUCGGGCGAGUACACGUGCCGGGCGUGGAACGCGCGCCUCCGCAUCAACGACUCGGUGACGGUGAACGUCACCGUGCUGGACACCACGCCGCCCGAGAGCUUCAGCACGGGCCUCACCACCCUGAUCGCGUGCAGCGCCACGCUGCUCAUGGUGCUCCUCUACCUCUACCUGACGCCCUGCGGCUGCAGGCGACACGCGCAGCACCGCAGGCGCGAGCACGCACAGCCGCGGCCACGCUGCUGCUGCUGUAGCAGCAGUAGCUGCAGCAGCUACAGCUGCUUGCGCUGCUGCGGUCACAACGAUGACGACGCUGCUGCUGCUGGCUGUUAUGGUCCGUGCAGUCACGGUGGUGGUGGCGGCGGUGACGGUGGUACGGUGGCGGAUGACUGUUGUCAAUUUGGCCACUCAAUGCACGCCGGUGGCAGCGGUGGUGGCGGCGCGCUCGCCGGUGGAGGCCGAAUGCCGUCGCACGCCGCCAAGAGCCGGGCCCCCGGCCACUCGGCGUUGCUGGGGCCGGGGAGCUCGUGUCCCGGCACCGGGGCCAAGCACGUGGCCUUCCGGGAGCCGGCGGCCGCGUCGUCGCACAACGGGAGCGCGGGGGCGGCGCGCCUCGUGCGCACCAAACCCGACUCGGAGUCGGCGAGCUCCGUGCACUCGGACGCUGCCGCCGCCGCCGCCGCCGCCGCGCGCGACAGCUGAACCCUCCCGGGGCGCCGCCACCUGCCGCCUGGCGCGCACGCGGCCCGCGCGCUCAACACGCGGUGACGUCGUCGUGGUGGUGGCGGUGGUGGUGGCAAGGCGGUGGUGGUGGUGGCAAGGCGUUGGUAAAUGGCGCGGCGAGGCGCGCAUCACUGGAGUGUGUACACUGGAGUGUGUACACUGGAGUGUGUACACUGCAGUGCGUACACUGGAUCGACUUGCGUGUUGGGCAAUGGCCACUGAUUGGGGCUGUCCCGAAACGUCAGCCUGCCGUGUACACUCCUCUUUUGGCAUAUGGCUGUGUUCAUGACGAAUGUGACGAGUUUACGGUGUGUGUGGUGUGUGUGUGUGGUGUGUGUGUGGUUUGUGUGUGUGGUGUAUGUGGUGUGUGUGUGUGUGGUUUGUGUGUGUGGAGUGUGUGUGUGGUUUGUGUGUGUGGUGUGUGUGGUGUGUGGUUUGUGUGUGUGGUGUGGUGUGUGUGGUGUGUGUGUGUGGUUUGUGUGUGUGGUUUGU
Molecule: messenger RNA, 2824 nt
Organism: Lethenteron reissneri (Far Eastern brook lamprey)
Lineage: Eukaryota; Metazoa; Chordata; Hyperoartia; Petromyzontiformes; Petromyzontidae
Product: amphoterin-induced protein 1-like
Molecular function (GO): protein binding
Source: RefSeq, a predicted model, not a curated record